Theileria parva strain Muguga is the source of this 1520-nucleotide messenger RNA. RefSeq lists its product as uncharacterized. Lineage: Eukaryota; Apicomplexa; Aconoidasida; Piroplasmida; Theileriidae. The transcript has 5 exons. Bases 59 to 1429 code for a protein of 456 amino acids. The record is from RefSeq and is a predicted model, not a curated record.
AAACAUACAUUAUAUUUUUUCUGUAUUUAUUGUACAUUAAUUAUUUGUAAAAUAUUUAAUGCCUCGUAACAAAAAGAAUAAUGAGAAACCAAUGGCUUCUUUUCCCAAUAAUUUCAAUAAAAGGGGUCGUAAAAGGCUCAAGGUUGAUUUAGAGUCACAUGAUGACACAGCCUCAAUUAACACCGAACCUUCUUCACUUUUCACUGAAGAUUCUGCUAAAAACGAAGAUAAAAAAUUACAAGAUUUUACACCUGUUAAAUCAGAGUCAGAUUCAACAAGUUUUGAGUCAAAAUGUGAUUUGAAAAGUGAAGUAUCAAGUAAAGAUAAUCUUAAAACUGAGUUAUCAACUCAACAAACGGUUAAAUCUGAAUUAUCGCACGAAGAAACGGUUAAAUCUGAACUAUCAACCAAAGAAAAUGUCAAAUCUGAAUUAUUAACUAAAGAAAAUUUGAAAUCUGAACUAUCAACCAAAGAAAAGUUGAAGCGUGAUAUAAUGUCAGUGUUUAAACUAUCUUGUGGUCCUGCAAAUUAUAAAAUUGAUGUUGAUUAUUUUGAAGAGAAGUUUGUGCUUAGAACUGCCGAUACAGUUCUGCUGCUCUGCCAAAAGCUUAAUUUAUCUCUUCCGACGCUUUUAACAGCUUUGGUUUAUUUACAACUUUAUAGGAACUCUAGUAAGUCCUGGAUAACCUCUACCAAAUUUAAUCAUGAAAAAAAUGGUUUGAACCGGAGAGUAGUUUCAAAAUCUGAUGAGCAGUUUCUAACUGCUUCCGCCUGUGUGCUUCUGGCUUGGAAGUACAAAGAGGAUGAAAUCGGACUCUUAAAAUCCACCAGGAAGCUGUACGACAUCAGCACCACUGUAUACAAAAUCAUCGUUAGCCAAAACUCUAAAUUCACCUCAACCCCUUCCGUUUCUUCCUGGAUGUUACAGGAUGAUGGAGAAGAGAUAAAGAAUUUAAAAUCGCAAAUUCUUGAUCGUGAGAAUCAACUACUACACUCACUUGACUACUUUAUCGGACCAAUUCCACUACCAGAUUCAUUAGUAGGACCUUAUGUCAGGCUUUUCCUAGUCUCGGUUUCAAAUGAGUUCACUGAACUUCAAUCGUACGCUAAAAAGCUCCAGGAGGUUGUAAGGCUACUUGUAAUUGACAUUUACAAGACUCAAAUGUGCAUAAACUACACGCCCAACGAACUCGUUGCAAUUUCAAUAAUCAAAGCCUCCUGCUUAUUAUCUUUUGUUGAUGAGAAUUUUGAUAUCUUCAAGUUUAACUUUGAAGGUGAUAAUUUCCACCAGAAAUCUCGAGAAAUUGAGAAUAAACUUGAGAAGUUCCUCUCAUCAGUUGGAGAUGACGGACUCGACCCAAAUCGAAUCAUCUCUGGACUAAUUCACGCACAAAAAUACACUAGGAUUUUUAAACACUACUCUAAAUAAUUUUAACGCUUACGCUCUAACAAUUUGUAUUGAGUUCAAUAGAAUUUAAUCCACUUAAAAUUUCUUUAAAAAUAAUAUAAUAAACUUUAUA